This is a messenger RNA of Lathyrus sativus (Indian pea), 273 nucleotides long. NCBI's taxonomy places the organism in Eukaryota, Viridiplantae, Streptophyta, Magnoliopsida, Fabales, Fabaceae. The record is from the annotation of a GenBank genome assembly.
AUGAUGACCGCUAUUCUCCGAAGAGCUUCUUCAACACUCUCAAAGCGUGCCAUCCCCGCUGCCGAAGCACUUCUCUCCUCCACCGCUUUCGCCGAGCUCAGACAACUCACCGUCUUCCCAGCCAGGUCCUUCCACUCCAAAUCACAACCCUUGCUAUUUCGUGCCUCUUCGGCUUCUCACGCUAGUUACGCCGCCGAAGCUCUUCCAUUUGAGGAACAGUCUAAAGUGACCGGCGAUGAUGGUCUUGAGAUCGCGAAGCUUGGGAUUUCUUAG